AGCGCGGUAACGGGGAUCUCGCUGUGGGCUUUUAACUUGCAAGGCUUGUGCGGCUCCUCCGGGGAGGCGGGAAGGAGAAAACGGCCGACAGUCCCCCUCCUCCCGCCAAGGACCAACGGCUUCAGCUGGCGCAGGGGCCGCGUCCGGAGAUAGAGCGGGUAUCGCCGGCGGGAGCGGCCUCGCCCGGGGAGAUAAACCUCCUUCGGGCCUCUGCUCCGAGAUAACCGCCUUCGUUCGGGUAGCACGUUCUGGGAAGAAUUCUGCGCCUUCGAGAAGGCAAAGGGAUGCAGGCGGGCGUGCUGCUCUCGCUUUCUCUAACCUGAGGCUCUUGUCACGCUUUGCAAAGGGAAGCGGCUGCUUAUGCUCGUUUUGUAUUUAAGGAAACUACAGUGCUGAGAACAAAGUUAAUUGCCCCGGGCUACACAGCUCAUUGGUGGGAGAAAAGCUGAAACUCACCUGCGGUUGCUUGAGUCUGCUGCUGCUUGUGUGCAGAAUGAGACUCUGCCAGUGUAAUUCUGUUUAUAUUUUACUUGCUUCUGCUGUUCUUAUGCAAGUGAAAGUUCUUCCUGCACUUCACUGCUUUAAGAUCUAUGGCUUGCUGUGCAUGCAGGUCUAAGCUGUUACUUCUGUUUAUUUGUUUGUUUGUUUGCCCAUAAAACCUCUACGUAGAGCUCUGAUCUUACAGAGCGUAAAGAACUCGUAUUUGCCAACAGCUAUAGAUUUCCCAGUGGCACAGUGAAAUCCUACUGGCUUCUCUCAAAACUUGCAGUAUUGGUAAAAUUCAUACUCUUAGAAAAAGCAGAGGGUGCCCAGCGUGCGAUGUGACUUGUUCUUUCGUUGCUGAGCAACAGGAGGAUGUUUUAGCUUGCCUUUCCGCCUGCUUGUUCAGGAGCGGGUGUCUUCCAGCAGUCACGAUCUGCUAGGUGAAACCAAGCGCCUCAAAGUUAAUAGGUAAAUGCCGUCUAUGAAUAAAGGCGCUGAGGUGGUAUCGAGACAUGGAAAUUCUGUGUGGAACAGGCAGUGACCUUGAUAACACAGCUGGAAGUAGAGUGCAAAUCCUAAUAGUCUUCUGCUCUAAUUCCUCUUCCUAACUCAAUAAAUUCUUUGCUUUGCCUUGUCAGUGCUUGGAUCACAGCAGCGCUGGACACAGCGAGAUGUGAUUUUUGCCACUUAGUCGAUUAAAUAAGUUCUUUGGUGAAAUGUUCUGGUCGUGCUAUGAGUUCACCUGGUUCAAGGAGUUUGUAAACGUGAACGAUUUUACUCAGGGCUACUCAUUUUUAAUGCUUUCGAUUUAGACAAUGUAGUGGUCACGCGUGCCUGGCCAUCGAAGAAUGGCAAACUCCUCUCUAAGUACCGUACAGUUGAUGUGCUUUCUGUAUAUGGCUUUGCUUUCUGCUUCGUUGCAGCUGGCCCGGAUUCAAACUGACAGCGUCGUCGAGAUGCUCCGUGAGCUAUACCCUGACCUCCACUUUGAGAUCGUUGCCAUGUCCACGACUGGAGACAAGAUCUUGGAUACAGCGCUUUCCAAGAUUGGGGAGAAGAGCCUCUUCACCAAAGAGCUGGAAAAUGCACUUGAAAGAAAUGAAGUUGACCUCGUGGUUCACUCCUUGAAGGACCUGCCAACUUCUCUUCCUCCCGGGUUCACCAUUGGUGCUGUCUGCAAAAGGGAAAACCCACUUGAUGCUGUCGUCUUUCAUCCCAAAAACUGCGGGAAAACACUGAGCCUCCUUCCUGAAAAGAGCGUGAUUGGAACCAGUUCACUUCGCAGAGCAGCCCAGCUGAAAAAGAAGUUCCCUCAGUUAGAAUUCAGGGAUAUUAGAGGGAAUUUAAAUACCCGCUUAAAGAAGCUAGAUGAGAAGGAGGACUUCAGUGCCAUCAUCCUGGCAGCUGCUGGGCUGAAGAGAAUGGGCUGGGAAAAUCGCAUCGGCCAGCUCCUAAGCCCUGAAGAUUGUCUGUACGCCGUCGGACAGGGUGCCUUAGCGGUGGAAGUUCGUGCCAAAGACCAAGAGAUACUGAAUAUGGUAUCUGCCCUGCACGACGCGGACACCGUGUUAUGCUGCAUUGCCGAGAGAGCCUUUAUGAAACGUUUGGAGGGCGGAUGUAGCGUUCCUGUCGCCGUCAACACCGUGCUGAAAGAUGGCCAGUUGUAUUUGACAGGAGCGGUCUACAGUUUGGACGGAUCUGAUAGCCUGAAGGAGACAAUGCAGACCGGCGUUCAUUAUCCCCAACAGAACGAAGAUGGACCAAAUGAUGAUGUGCAGCGCGUUGGCAUCACAGCCAAGAACGUCCCUGGUCAGGCCCAAGAGGCUGCAGAGAACCUUGGGGUUGAAGUAGCCAGUUUACUUCUGAGCAAGGGAGCGAAGCACAUCCUGAGCGUGGCGCGGCAGCUCAAUGACACCCGCUAAACCUGCGGAGCAUUGGCACGAGCGCUACGACUCCAGCAAGUCUUCACAGCUACGCUAUCGUCCUCCUCUGGAGGAAGGGAUUUAUUUAAACGUGAACCGGUCUUACUGGAUGUUUGGGCACACAAACUUGAAAUACUAAGCUAGCUAACUGGAGUAGUUUAUGCUGGUCAGGAUUUUGAUCCCGUUAUGCAUUUCUCGAAAUCGCAAAGUGUCUCUGUGAAGGUUUUUGAAGAAUUAUUGUAGCUAGAAAGUUAAACGAAUUUUAAAAAGUCUGUAAGUGUUCUCCUAUUCCAUUUAGGAGUAAGGCACUCGUUACAAAUUACCGUGAGACACAAGGUGACGGUGCUGAAGUACUUUGAGUAGUCAAUUUUAUUUGGGCCUGUUCACCCAUCUGAAUGCUGAAGAGGAAGAUUGCUAUUAGGUUCCCAAUACCGGGUUCCUCAUAGUAAGGUAGCACAGAUGCUGUGUCCACCGUAGGUUAAGGUAAGGAAUUAAGUUUGCAGUUACCAGAUGUAAAUUUGUCAAUUGGCCAGUAAUAGAUGGGGAAAUAACCAGCCAGCCAGUCUGGUUUCCCUUGCACACUUACCUACGAGGAUAAUCUGACGGCCGCUCCUCUGUGCCAACCGGGAGCUGAAGAGGAGGCCCGUAUUCAGGCUAUAGUGCCUUUCUCUGCAACUGUUUAUACCUUUUCCUGGAAACCGGGUACCGUUUCCAGUAUGGGCUCGCUCUCCUCUCAGCAGGGCUUAUGCCUUACAGUGCCUUGUAGAAACACUGAAACGGCACCUUACUGGGGUCCCGUUUUGGAAAUGAAGUGUUUUAUUCUCUAUGCAAUGUCCGUUGAAUGUAACAGGCGAUAAAUACAGUGAAAUUACAUGCGC
This is a messenger RNA of Calidris pugnax (ruff), 3283 nucleotides long. RefSeq names its product hydroxymethylbilane synthase (gene HMBS). Gene Ontology annotation, biological process: heme biosynthetic process. Gene Ontology annotation, molecular function: hydroxymethylbilane synthase activity. Bases 1332 to 2405 code for a protein of 357 amino acids. The transcript has 12 exons. Gene Ontology annotation, cellular component: cytoplasm. Lineage: Eukaryota; Metazoa; Chordata; Aves; Charadriiformes; Scolopacidae. The record is from RefSeq and is a predicted model, not a curated record.